Molecule: messenger RNA, 3110 nt
Organism: Chiloscyllium plagiosum (whitespotted bambooshark)
Lineage: Eukaryota; Metazoa; Chordata; Chondrichthyes; Orectolobiformes; Hemiscylliidae
Product: hepatic and glial cell adhesion molecule-like
Cellular component (GO): membrane
Source: RefSeq, a predicted model, not a curated record
UUGGGAACAGCCCCUGGACAUGAGCUGGUGGGUGUGAACAGACAGAAAUGAGCGUGAGUCUGAGUUAUUGCUCAGUCAUUGCCACUCACAGGCUUGUUACACAUUUAACAAAGGAGCUGACAGAAAACCACUAGUAGAAAGACAAAAUUUCAGGAAAACAUUCAGUGAUUCACGCACCAAAGUUUGAAGUGAUUUCAAAUUUCCGCUCAACACAAAUGUGGUGAUCUAUUAAUUUUCCUAUGUCACAUGGGAAAAACUACGCCAUCUUCAAAGAUGAAUGUUACACGUGGCAGCAAAGUAACUGCAUUCGUCCAUGCCAACUCUUAAACUGUCGUGGUUCUGUUCGCCGAUUUUGCAACGAGCAUCCGAGCUCCAAAUCUUCUCUCAAACUUUGAACUCUUAAACUGCUCGCAAGUUCUGGAACUCGCAGGAAGUUAAAGAAGAAAGAAAAUGGUAUGCCGUCCUGUUUUAAAGGAUCAGCCUUCCUGGAUGAAGAAAGGGACAAGAAAUGGAAAAUGAAAUCUUCAACUUUGUUGAACCUUCAGAACUUCAAACUUACCACAGUGGUUCAUUUGUUUGCUCUGUGUGAAUCAUUGCUCACUGUACCUGAUACAAUCACCAAUGCCACAACAGGAGAAAAGGUCCUGUUUCCUUUGCAGUACCAAGGCAGCGAUCAGUAUGAUGUAACCUUUAGUUUGAGAUUUCCACUAAGUUUUAAAAUUUCCACAUGGAAGUCCAGCAAUCCAGAGAAAUUGCACAUUGUGCACCCACUGUACAGGUACAGAGUUAAAAUCCAUGCAAGUUUUGUGGUGCUUUAUAAUGUACAAGUUAAUGACACCGGUGAAUAUGAAAUACACAUUGACUACUUUGGAACAGAACUGAAAAACCGUGAUCAAAGUAUUUUCAGGAUCCAAGUAUUUGAACCAGUUUCCCAGCCCCUGAUAAAGAUUCAUGACAACUGUGUGAAUUCGCCAAAUAUCACUUUGAGCUGCUCUGUCUCCAAAGGAACUAAUGUCACAAUUUACUGGGAAAAGAUGUCCUUGUCUGGGGUUUGCAGCAAAAUACAUGCUCGAGAAGCACUUGUGAUCGACUGUGUGAGUGAAAAGGAACAACAUGAGUACAGAUGUAUAGCAGAAAACCCAGUCAGUAAUGCAACCAGCAACCAAGUCACUUUCGACCUACGUGAAGGAAUCAAUCUCAAGGGUAAAAGAAAUCAUUUUGUGGUCCUGAUUUCUGUGGUGAUGGUAGUUCUGGUUUCAACCAUUGUUUACCGCUGGAAUGUUUUCCAUUGUAAAACUGGGUCAAGUAACAGAUCACCAAGUGACGACCUCACGUAAAUUGGUUAUCUCCAACAGUUUUCAGUGUGAUGUAAUAAGAUUCACAUAAAUCAUGAUGAUGUAACUUAUCAACAGACGAUCUAACAGUAAUAUGGAAGAUACCAGUCUAGAAAAAGCAUGUGGAGAGAGAGGUCUUAGACACUAUAUUCGAGAACUUACUACGUACAGAGAUAAGUAAAGGAGUGACAAAAGAAUUUGAAGACCCUUAUUUAGUGUUCAAGGAACAAGAAACCUCAGGGACCAUAUACGUGCAGACACCUAUAACUCAAGCUACUCCAGACCAGUAUCUCAAUGUGCAGAUGGUAGUAUUGCCUUAAAGCAGGAAAAAAGCACUGAGUAGAACUUAUUCAUCUGAAGUUGGAGAUCCUCCUGAGAAACUAACUCUGCAAAAAUUAGAAUGUCGCUAAGUAGUAUGUCAAAUUAAACUUCUGGUUUGGUAUUUCCUGAAAUGCACUCCCAGAAUAUGUUCAUGAUAUUAAAAAAAUUGCAGCUCACUUCAAAAAAUGUCAAACAUUCUUGCGCACAGUAUCUGGUAAGCAUUUUAAAGUUGUUACGACAUUCAUAACUUUAUCUGCAUUAUUGUAAUAUACGUAUCUACUUUUCAGUUGAUACUGCAGUUUAUAUAAUAGGCAACAAAAGUAAUAUGUAAAGUACAUGUAAAGUGGUUCAACACUGCCAUUCAAGAAAAAUAAUAGCACACUGAAAUAGGUCAAUUGUUCAAACUUGUCUGUGUAAGUAUUUAUGCUGAAAUCCACAUGAAAUCUCACCCAAGCAACACAUUUCUAUUCCUUUCUCCCUUGUGUUCCUCUUAAGUGCUACUCACAUGAACCUCACAACACCUAGCAGAUUUCACAUUCUCACCACACCAAGGAGUGAAAUUAAAUAAAUCAAACUAUCUUCUUCAUAUAGAGCUGCCUUAAUAAUAUUUUCCUUUAUUUCACACAUUUGUUAUAAGGUAUUACCUACAAGCUUGGGUCCGCCUUCAAUACCUUUGUGGUUUCAGUAGCAGCUAUAUAAGAUGUCCAAUUAUUUGACUUCUUAUAAGAAAUGAAUCAUACUGCCAUUGCGUAAUGGAGCAAUGCAAAUGGAAUAAUAACACUCCCUUGUGAUCUGGGUUAUAUAUUUGUGCCUGUAGCUCACAAGCUUCUUCAAAAUUGGACUAAGCAAGCACUUGAGAAGUUCAAAUAUUUUGCAGAUUCAUCUCUCAGAAAGUCAAAACUUGAAACAAAGGCAACUUUUUAAAAAUUGUAUGUCCUAACAUUAGCAGCAUAAAAAUGUAUUUCUUAUUUUGAACUUUCAACAAAGUUUGUUUCAUUAUCAUUUAUAUUGUUUGUAUUUUCAGGUUUGUAAUGUGUUAAUAUUGUAAUGUUACUUUGCACCAUAUUGGCUUUCACAUGGAAUUGCUUAUAAUUCAGAAGGUAUUGUUUUAUAAUAAUGAGUGCAGUGCACAGUGUUUUAAUCUACUGCUAAGACAGUUAUAUGGUUACACCUGUCCUUUUAAAGGAGCAAAGCUGAAAUGUUAUAAAGAAGGAUUAUUUUAGAUAACAGUUCAUAAAAUUUCAGUGUCUAAAAUGCUGCCAAUUUUAUUGAAAACCGCAUUUUUAAUUCUUUGAUAGCGGGUGUGUGAAAGAAAUGUAUUGGCUGCAUCACCUUUUACUCAUAUUGACGAAUUCAAUUUUGAGGUAUGUUAUUUAAUCUAUAUAACCUAUUGUUUUACAACCUUAAACUUUCAUUUUAAACAAAAUAAAAUAUUGGUCACUAUUUUCUUCUUAA